Dunckerocampus dactyliophorus (ringed pipefish) is the source of this 4043-nucleotide messenger RNA. It is a transcript of the gene dcaf17, whose product is annotated as ddb1 and cul4 associated factor 17. The transcript has 16 exons. Gene Ontology annotation, biological process: protein ubiquitination. NCBI's taxonomy places the organism in Eukaryota, Metazoa, Chordata, Actinopteri, Syngnathiformes, Syngnathidae. The coding region runs from base 575 to 2107 and encodes 510 amino acids. The record is from RefSeq and is a predicted model, not a curated record. Gene Ontology annotation, cellular component: Cul4-RING E3 ubiquitin ligase complex.
CACUGCUGUAAACGUCGACAUGAAGAAGACUUUAACUUGAACCAGAGGACCAAGAAGGAGCUAAACCAAGUCAUCCAACGCUGUUACGGUACACCUCCCGCCGAACCCACUUCGCUGUGAUUGGUCAAACUCCCAAGCGCUCCCGAGGACUUCCGGACAGCUGCUGAGCCCCUUUUGUCCGAUUACUUACACAAAAUACACACAGAUAAAUUGUUACUUACAGUUUGCUCUUCUGACUCUUCAACACGACCAAGUAACGUUGGAAAGACGUCGGACUUCAGCAACAGUUUGACGGAUAGUCCGGCUUCGCAUUGUCGCCCAUGUUCACAAAACGGUCCUGUGUGAAGUGCCGUUGACAGAUGAGCAUAUUUUUCUCUUGCUGGCCGGGAAUCAGAAACUCCAACCACUUCUGCCUGAUGCUUGACUCUUUAGGCACACCCCAACAAACAUUUCCUGGGAGCCAUUCCUCAACGUGCGAACACCGUGAACGGAGCGAAGCAGAGUGGGGGUGCUGGGCAUGCCAGUAUAAGGAAGUCCAGAUGCGCACGUGAGUGGUAGAGCAAAAUGCCACCACAUGAUGGCGCCACACUGGAAAAAAAGGAACAUGAACGCUGCUAAGGUGCUGAGCAUCAGGAGUAGAGGUGUCAGUGAUGGUGGAACUCUAACUAGGCUCAAUUUGAAGGUCCUUAGAAGCAUCCUUUUGCAGGACAACAGGGAUUUCUCCAAAGUGUGCAGCAAGACCUCAAAAUCUCCAGUAAUGUAUGAAAAUGGUAAAAUCUACCUGGAAAAUUACCUGAGUUGCUACAGUUGUGUCCAUGCCGAGCCUCACCUUCUCUACAAUUUGCCUAAACGAUCUAAAAGUGAGAAAUUCGAAGAUACCUUGCUGUGUCAGUGCCCGCUUGAAAAGACAUUGGCAUCUCCUUCUGAUCAGAAGCCCUGCCUCCUUGUUCUCACGGCCAAUAACUGGUUGUAUCGCUUAUCAGACGCAACGGGACAAGAGCUGCAGAGAGUUUUCCUGUCUUCAAAACACAAAUUCAAGUAUUUAAGCUGGGAUGUUUCACAGGAGAUAUUUUAUGUUAAAUCUGUUCAAAGCAGAGAGAACCCCGUAGCACGACAGGCCGGUGUGACAGAAAGCACAGUGAUGCAUCUCGCCAUUUUUCAAAUGUUCCCCUUGCAAAUUGUGGGCAUGAUGGAGGUCAACAAAAAGGUAUUUGGGAGCGGCGUUACUGAUGUUGUUCUAUCUCAGGGCGUCCUGGCCGUGUCCUACAGCACCAAGACUGUCAAGUUGUUCAGUUUUGAGCACAUUGUGAAAAAAUACAAGGAGGAGAAACUUGCACUUGGAAAGCCAAGUCCACUUCUCCAAGGCAAAAGAGUGGGAGAGUUUCCAUGUGGCAUCCCUAUAAAUAUCCAGAUGACAGAGCAUCCUCCUGUGCUUUUCCAAGUGUCCUGCUCCAAUAACGGAGUGCAGAUUGGAGGCUUCCCUUGGCACUUUAUUCACACCCCACCGCAAAAACGCCACCAAGGCACUCACCACAUUUGCUCCCUCAGAGACAUGACUAUGGCCACAAAUGGAAUCCAGAAUAUGAAGUGUUGCUCUUUGGAGAGCGAUGUGAUUUUCUUCCAUCCUGACGACUCGGGAAGAAUCAUUCAUGUGGGGCCCAGCACUAUAAACAUUCUAAAAAUCCUUGGUGAUUUCAACGGCGGCUCGGCAGCAAAGGUCGUUGAAGAUUUCUCGAUGGAAACUCAUCAAAACGACAUUCCCGCUUCACAAGUCACUGUCACCUCUUCAGGACGCACAGUCAAGAGACGAUUCCAGCCGCUGGAUGAUGAUCCAGAUCAAGAGACGUUCCGCUUGGUGGAAUAUGAGGACGAGCUGGACCUUUUGGCAGUGGUGGUCACCAAUGGUGCUGACGGAGAAGGGAGAGCUGAGGUCCGACUGCAUGACAACCACAGCGGACGUUUACUGAAGACGAUCAAGCUGUCGGAACCCUGGGAUGAGACUUUCCGGCAUGACCUGGUCUUUGACAAGGACACGAUAGUUCAUGUUGAACAAAAGAACGCCAACGUCUGCUGCCAUGUCUACAAGCUCAAGGCUGCCAGAGCUUAGUGCCAUCAAGGUGAAUUCAAGCUGCAGGGAAAUGACUUACUACUGUUUACGUUUUAACUUUCAACUCCAUUCCUCUGCUGUUAGAUCAGAAUGUUUGUGCAAUUAAAAUGUACACGUUGCUUUUCAACCAGUUCUGUCACAUUUAUAAUGCCUGAAGAGAAAUCCAGUUGACACUCUGCCGUAUAGAUGGUGUUCCACACCCCACACACACGCAGGCAUGCAAGGAGCGAUUUCAGAGUGAGGCAGCGCGCAAACAAUUUCUAUUACGUUACACUCUUCCGCACUGCGUGUGUAUGCUAGUGGUCCCGUCACCACCCAACGAGACAGAGACUCUAUGACCGACAAAAGGGCUCACUCCGUUCAUGCCAUUGUUCUAUGGAACAAUGCCCAGAGUGAAACCUCUUCCUGCCUGUUUAGAGGCGAGAGACAAGGAAAACAGACACGCAUGCACAUGGCAAUAUACCGAGGCCGGCAAAAUUAUCCAGUGCCCACGUUUUUCUGAAGGAGAAAUCUUGUCAAAUUUUAAUCUUGCGAGAUCUUGUGACACCCUGAGUGAGUUUUACGCCUCGCUCGAGGGAAUCCCGACAAUAGUCGGGAAGCAGACAAGCAUCUCUUCAACAACGGUUUCUUCCAUAGCCUAAGUCCUUACAAACUGACCUACGCACGCCACCUUGGCUUACAGAAUUUAUGUUGGAAAGAAAUUAGUUUGGCUCGAUUGUUGUGUGUAUGCUUACAAUUAGAGAUGCACGAUAGCUUUUUUUUUUUUUCAAACCGAUGGUGAUAACUUUCAGCUUCUCAAGACCAAUAUGGUACCGAUAACGGGUAACUUUUUUAUAACUACUAUUUUAAAUUUAGAUUUAACUGUAGUUUGUGCACACCUGGAGGAAAGAAGGACUGGAAGAAAUUAGGAUUUGACCAACUGUACCUGUUGAUUAGUCCUAAUCAAAUAUCAUGACAUUACUACUACCACAUCACUACUAUCAGGAGAACCAGAGUAUAGAGCGGAGGGAACCACCUGCUGUGACCCAGCAAGGUGCACUAUAUUCAGACACAUGCUCUGAGCAGCCGGUGUGACGCCACAGAGGUCAGGCAUCGGAGUAUAGAGCAGGAGGAGCCACCUGGCAUGGCCCAUCAAGGUGCACUGUAUUCGGGCACAUGCUCUGAGCAGCCGUUGUGACGCCACGGAGGUCUCUGGCAAACCUUUUGCACUUUUCAAAUGCCGCAGCGCUGGCAUUUCAGGUGGCUGAUAAGGUUUUUUGUGUGCUCGAUGUUUUUUUUUUUUUUUUUAUCUUGGAGCAUGUGGUAGAACUAGCACGCAGAAUGUCUUCCUCGGAAAGUGAUUGAUUGUUUACAACUGAGGUCAGGGGAAGGUAUGACAGACCGGUAACGUCACAGGCAGGACAAAUAAGGAGCGCUUGAUUUGCUGACCUGCACAGUACAUUUUAUAUUGCCUCAUUAAAGUGUUUUUUUUUUAUUAUCAGUUAUCUGAGCUUUUUUUUAAUGUUAUUGGAUUUAUUGGUAUGAUGUCAUAGUUCCCUCAUAAUUAUGCACCCCUACAGAAAAUCUUUUGUAUUACAGUCAUGUAAAAAAUGAUUAGAGCACCCUUGCUUCUUCAGGUUCUUGUUCGUAUAACUGCUGUUUUACUAUGCACAUGACAAUGAAACUCUCUUGUAUCUUGUAUCUUGUAUUUUAAUGCCUGAUACAACUAAAGGUACCUUUGUUUGGACAAAUAUAACAAUGACAAUAAAAAUAGCUCAUAAGACUUACAUUUUUUGUCAGUACAAUGCUAUAGCUAUUCAUGUAAGAACUUAAGCGAUUUUGGUUAUUAUCAAGAAAACCAUGGAAGUUGCUAGAUAUCAGCUUUUAAAUUAAACUCUUAUGAGCUGUAUGAGUGAAAAUAAUGUCAUUUUAGUAGCAUAGACGGGGUUUUUUUUCA